Molecule: messenger RNA, 2178 nt
Organism: Eruca vesicaria subsp. sativa (arugula)
Lineage: Eukaryota; Viridiplantae; Streptophyta; Magnoliopsida; Brassicales; Brassicaceae
Source: the annotation of a GenBank genome assembly
AUGGAAAACGAGAGAUACUCCAGGAGCCACAGGAACGAUCGUGAUUCGAGUGUGGAUCGUUCGCCGGAACGUGAAGGCAGUCGUCGUCGUCAUCAAAUCCGUGAUCGCGAUGGCGACUCGAAGCGUCACGAUUCAGAUCACCACCGGUCUUCAUCGAGGCACGAAGAUAGGGAGGAUGAGAGAUAUAGGACUAAAGAUAGAGAUAGAGAUAAGUCUAAGGAUAGGGAAUCUAGGAGCAAGAGGAAAGAUAGAGAGGAAGAGAAUGUGAAUAGGGAAGAGAAGAAGAAGAAAUCUAGGUUUUCUGAUGAUGUUGCUAUGGAACAUGAGAACAAGAAUAAUCAAGUAGAUGAGCGUUAUAGGGCCAUGAAUGUAGCUAGUGGCGUCGAGAAUGAGGGCGCCACGUCAUGUAGUUCUAGUGUAUUGGAAACUUCACUGGCCUCGAGUCAAACACUGCUCACUAAGGUAUCUUCAAUAUCUACAAAGGAUGAAAAUAAGGGAGUUAGUAUUGUCAGGUCUCAUGAGGUUCAUGGAAAAUCUAGUACAGAUGGAAGUUCAUCCUCAACAGCUGAUGCAUUAGCGAAAGCUAAGAGAACCUUAGAGCUUAGAAAGGGAUUGGAGGAAAAAUUUAAGAAACUUGAUUCGUUUGAUAAACUGAUUAAACUCUUCUUCUUUGCGCAGAUGAAACAGACUACCACUUCUGCUGUCUCUUCCAAUGAAGCUGUUAGAAAAGCUCAGGAGUUGGCAGCGAAUAUGAGCUUCCGACAGGAUUCCGCUGCCAAUAUUAUCUCAGGACAGGCACUCACAGAGACAUUAGCUGUUCCACAGAAACCUGCCAAGCCUCCUGUUCUGCGUGUGGAUGCACUUGGAAGGGAGAUUGAUGAACAUGGGAAUGUGAUUAGCGUGACUAAACCAAGCAGUCUUAGUACUUUAAAGGUUAACAUCAACAAACAGAAGAAAGAUGCUUUUCAGAUUCUUAAACCGCAAUUGGAAGUGAAUCCAGAAGAAAACCCCCAUUUUGAUCCAAGGAUGGGUAUUGAUAAAAACAAGAUUUUGAGACCUAAACGUAUGAGUUUUGAGUUUGUUGAGGAAGGCAAAUGGACUAGGGAUGCUGAGAGUCUGAAGUUAAAGAGUCAAUUUGGUGAAGCAAAAGCAAGAGAACUGAAGGUGAAGCAAGCCCAUCUGGCUAAGGCCAAGGAUGAUAUCAAUCCAAAUUUUAUAGAGGUAUCUGAACGUGCCCCAAGAAAAGAGAAACCCAAGGAAGUAAUCCUAGAUGUUGAGUGGUGGGAUGCAAGUGUCCUCACCAGUGGCAUAUAUGGCGACAUAGCUGAUGGUACCAUUACCUAUAACGAUCUGAAGAUAGAAAAACUCACACAUUACAUUGAGCAUCCCCGUCCCAUAGAGCCACCAGCAGAGGCAGCACCUCCACCACCUCAGCCUCUUAAACUGACAAAAAGGGAACAGAAGAAGCUGCGAACCCAGCGGCGUCUAGCCAAAGAAAAGGAGAAACAGGAGAUGAUCAGACAAGGUUUACUUGAACCACCGAAAGCAAAGGUGAAAAUGAGCAACCUGAUGAAAGUUCUUGGUUCUGAAGCAACACAAGACCCAACCAAGCUCGAAAAGGAGAUCCGCACAGCAGCUGCGGAACGUGAGCAGGCUCACGUGGACAGGAACGCUGCAAGGAAGCUUACACCUGCAGAGAAACGUGAGAAGAAAGAGAGGAAGCUCUUUGACGAUCCAACAACAACGCUGGAGACGAUAGUGUCGGUGUACAAGGUGAACAAGCUCUCGCAUCCUAAAACUCGAUUCAAGGUGGAGAUGAAUGCAAGACAGAACAGAUUGACAGGGUGUAGCGUGAUGACAGAUGAAGUGAGUGUGAUCGUGGUGGAGGGUAAUAGUAAAGUGAUAAAGAGAUAUGGGAAGGUUAUGUUGAAGCGAAUAAACUGGGAAGAGGCGGUGAAGAAGGAUGAGAAGGAAGGAGAGGAAGAAGAUGAAGACGACGAGGAGAAUGGUGGAGAGAACAACAAGUGCUGGUUGGUUUGGCAAGGAAGCGUUGCGAAACCGAGUUUUUACAGGUUUCACGUGCAAGAGUGCUUGACGGAAUCAGCUGCUAAGAAAGUUUUCGCGGAUGCUGGUGUCCCUCAUUACUGGGAUCUCGCAGUCAACUACACAGACGACUAA